AUGUACAUUGACUGGAAACACAAGUUUCUUUCGAAUUCUGACAAAAAUCAAUACCAACAACUGAUGAUGAAGCUAUCCAACCACCUCGGUUCCAUCACGACAGGUAGUGAAUCUGCAUCCACAUCAUGGGUCAUUGCUUCGGUGAUUUCGACUAGAAGAAGAAGAACUGUGGUAGUUCUUCGGACGGUUCGACGACAGGUGCGAGCAGGCCAUCGGAUCUGCAGAGGGUUCUGUGACAGGCGAUCAGUUCGUGAGGUAGAGGCGAUCUUCGACAGUAAGGGCUUCUUCCUCGACAGGCAUUUAGCUUGGAGGAGUCUAGCAAGGAAUCGCGGCAGAUCGCAAGAAGUCGCGGACGGCACAGAUUGCAGGUUGUGCUCGGCCAGAGGAGUUCGCAAGUUUAUCGCAGGAGUUGCGGCAGGUGUAGUUGCGACAGGUUGUGUUAAGCCAGAAGAGUUUGCAAGUUUGUCACAGGAGAAAUUGCGGCAGAUGGAGUUUGCGAAUUUCGCAGAUUGUUCGCAGCCACUGCAUCGCCGGCGGGGGCAGAGAGGUGUCCGAGAGAGUUGUCCGAUGAACCUGAGUUACGUCUCCCACUUCCCAUGGGAUCGCACAUCAUGCCUGCCAGACACCACGAACAUGAGCAGUUGCUGCAUGACUCUGCUGAGCGUGCUGGCGAUCGGUCUCUCUCAGCGCCUCCGCUCCACAUCCCUCUUCCGUCUCCCUUCAAUCUCCGCCUCCGCAGAUUGCCUAGCGUCCUUCCAGUCCCAGCUUUCCGAGCUCUCUCUCCCCUCCACCCUAGUCCCCACCUGCUUCCCUUCUCCGGAGCAAUUCGUCAUAUCUCCGGACUACUGCGACGGGAUCGUGUCUCUCCGUGACUGGAAAAUCAGACUUGGUAACUCCACUUCCGUUGAUACCUCCUGCGCCCCUGAUCUGCUCGACCUCACUAGGUGCGCCGCCUGCCUCUCCUCCCGCUUGACUGCUCUCGACGGGAACACUUCCCACGCUACCAAUUGCUUCUACCUCACCGUCACCUACGCCGCCGGUAUCGCCAAUAACUUCGGCCCCGAGGAUCCCCGUGAUUCCUCCUGCAUCUUAGGUCUCUCGGCCCCCUCUCGUCCCUAUCCCCAAUUAUCCUCCACAUCACCCUCCCACGCCGCCAUCUACGCCUCCUCCUCUGCCGCCGCUGCCUUUCUUCUCGUCUCCAUUUCCCUUGCUCUCUAUCUCUGUCGCUCCCGCCGACAGAGAAAGAACAGGGCUUGUAACACCGCAGCCAACUCCAAAAAUAGCCAGCUUUCCUCUUUUACUCGCCCCAACAUUGGCGCGAUCUGGUACAACAUACGAGAGCUCGAAAAAUCCACCGCUUACUUCUCUCAGCGCAACUUUAUAGGCCGCGGGGGAUUCGGAGUCGUCUACCGCGGCGUCCUAUCCAACGGCAGCCCCGUCGCCGUGAAACACGUUCUCGAAUCAGAGUUCCAGGGCGAAGAUGAGUUCCGCAACGAGGUAGAGAUUAUCAGCAACCUCCGCCACCGCAAUCUCGUCCCCCUUCGAGGCUGCUGUAUCACUGACGCUGAAACCGAACAAGGAAGGCAGAGGUUCCUUGUCUACGACUUCAUGCCCAACGGCAGUCUCGACGAGUACAUCUUCCGCGAUCUGCGCGGCGGCGUUGGCAAGCGUCCGCCACUCACCUGGCCGCAGAGGAAGAACAUAAUCCUCGAUGUAGCCAAGGCCCUGGCUUAUCUGCAUUACGGAAUAAAGCCGGCGAUUUUCCACCGCGACAUCAAGGCCACAAACAUCCUCCUUGACGACGAGAUGCGGGCGAGGGUGUCGGACUUCGGACUUGCGCGGCAAAGCCGAGAGGGGCAGUCGCAUCUGACUACUCGGGUGGCGGGUACUCACGGCUAUCUUUCGCCGGAGUACGCGCUGUACGGGCAGCUGACUGAAAAAAGCGAUGUAUACAGUUUUGGAAUGGUGGUGCUGGAGAUUAUGAGCGGGCGGCGAGCGCUGGACAUGGCGUCGCCAUCCGGCAUCGUGCUUAUCACCGACUGGGCGUGGAAGCUUGUGAAGGAUGGGAGGGUUGAGGAGGUGUUCGACAGGGGACUUGUGAGCGGGGAAGGAUGCGGGCCGAAGGGGAUCAUGGAGCGGUUUGUUCUUGUGGGAAUCCUCUGCGCGCAUGUCAUGGUGGCAUUUAGGCCAACUAUUGAGGAAGCGUUGAGGAUUCUGGAAGGGGAUGUUGAAGUUCCGGCAGUUCCAGACCGACCGAUGUAGAUCGGCCAUGGAGGUAACUACGGCGGGGAGGGGAGCACUGUCGCCGCCUCGCCCACACUGAGUGGCUUCGUCGUCAACCUCGGAGACAUGCUCCGGGGAACCAAUUUGUGAGAUACCGGGACAUUAGCAAUUUGGCAUCUCUGCUAUUUCUUGCUUGGAAAAUGAUUAGUACAUAAACCAAUAGAAAUUUAGUUAGCUUUACAUUCAAAUGCAAUAUUUGAUCUCAUAGUCCGAAGUGCGGACAACAACGACCUGUGGAGCGCAGGAAGCGGACCUCCGCCCUCCUCACUAUAUCCCGGUCAUUAUCCGCAUAAUAUCAUUUAUGUAGUGACGUAAUUUUUUUCGUGUUAAAUGACUAAUAUUUUAGGGUGACACCCAUAAUAUAACGCGAAUUGGUGCAGUGA
Phalaenopsis equestris is the source of this 2666-nucleotide messenger RNA. RefSeq names its product probable receptor-like protein kinase At1g11050. Gene Ontology annotation, biological process: protein phosphorylation. The record is from RefSeq and is a predicted model, not a curated record. The transcript is spliced from 4 exons. NCBI's taxonomy places the organism in Eukaryota, Viridiplantae, Streptophyta, Magnoliopsida, Asparagales, Orchidaceae. Gene Ontology annotation, molecular function: protein kinase activity; ATP binding. Bases 1 to 2262 code for a protein of 753 amino acids.